AUGGCGAGGAUAUUGGUUUUGGAAGGCAUAGCUGUGGGUGGUGGUGGUGUUAACAAUGGAGAUCGGCUUUUUAAUCAUCUCUCAGUUGGAAUUCUACUGCUUUGUCAAGUACUCAUAGCAAUGGCCAUCAUAUCUGUGAUGCUGUUUGGAUGUGCUGAUUGUGCUGAUGACCAGACAGGGGCAAGGAAGGCAAGAAAGGCAAGGGGGUGGGCAUGGGCAUGGGCAUGGGCAUGUGGGUGGCUGUGGGGCUGGGGCUGGCUGUGGGAGUGGAGGUGGCUGUGGGGCUGGGGCUGGGAGUGGGGCUGGCUGUGGGAGUGGAGGUGGCUGAGAUCACGCCACCACCAUCACCGCUGCCAAGUUUUCAGUGAUGUGUCCGGUGACUGUGGUGGUUAUGGUGUUGACUGAGAUCAUCACCACCACCAUGUGUGGCUGCCCUUGUUUCAGUGAUUUCUACUCUUUAGAAUAAGCCUGUUGUGUGUUCCAUGCGCGUUACAUAUGUGAUAUGACAUAUCUCUUCAUCACCUAAUGUAAUCAGGUGACUUCUUUUUCAAUUUCAUUGUUUGGUCCCUUAUUUGCAUGUGCAUUACACGAAUACGACACGAAAAUAGAUAGGUCAACUCGACUUGACACGAUUAGUUAAACACCCUCGGUAUCAUAGGUUGCCAUUCUAUCUUCCUUCUCCAUGACACUUCCAAAGUGAUUUUGGAACUUAGAACGCCCGGGCCAGUAUUUGAAUUAGGAUUGAUUAAUACUCGACACGAACCCGCAAUAAGAAGACACAACACGAUUGCCACCAUAUAUAUUCCCAAGGAAAAUCAACAUAUACCACCAGCAUAAAGCAAAAUAUUGGAACAAUUAACCCAGUUAGUCUAAGUCAUUUAUAUCAGGCUAGCUAUUAGACCAUAUCUCUGUUUGAGACAUAACCAGGGUUGUAAUUAAGGAUCAUCUGUUUCGAAUUGGAAGAAACAUUGAACUCUGCAAACAUGAUUUCAUGUUGAAUGCAGUCUCUUCAGAAGAAAGAAAGAGUCUACCUUUGACUGUGAGAAAAGAAAGGGACUGGAAUUAAUCCAUACAUUGAUAGUGAGGACAUAGAACUAUAGAAGAAGCAUGAGUUAUCAUGCUUUUCCAACUCAAACUUUCCCAAUUGAGGGAUAAAUAUGUCAUCAAUCUGAUUGAGUUUGAUUAUCUAUAUAGUUUUUUAAUAACCAAGAAUCUCAACUACGCGUUUUUUAGCUGUACAAUCACCUAUAAAUUAUGUGCAUUGAACCAGCCCAAGUAUUUAUUAUAGGACUUGAAUUUAAAAUUUUGAGAUAAUAGCCAUUGAAAUUGUAACAACUGUGGCUAUCGAACUCCAAGUCCAGAUCCUAGGAUCUUGCGGUUCUAUGAUCCAGUACAAGAAAAUCAAUUUGUGUCUCUUGUAGAAUUUCAAAAUUUUAGGAUCUUAAUAGAUUGUGAUCUGAAUUUUACUGGAUCGUAGAUUCCCGAUUCAAAUUGUGAGUUUACCGAUCCAAGUUGUUGGGUUUAUUUAUCAGCCGCAUUUAGUUAUUGAACAAACUCAAUGCAUAUUUAUCGUUUUUUUUUUGUGUCCAAUGUUAUGCGACUACUCCUUCAAGUUCAGAGGCUAGCUACCAUAACUUGAGCUGGGUUAGAACAUGUCUUUGGCAAGGGUGGAUAGCCCUUAAGGGUUAGAGCAUAUUUAUCGUUUUAAUAGUUAAAGACUCAAUCUAAAUCUAAUUAAUUUCGCUAUAAUUCCAGGGCCCAUCUCUUUGGAUGAAUUGAAUAUUGCUAGUCCUCUUCCACAUUGGAAGUUUGUACGACAAGAACAUUUGUGGCUCCUAAGAGAGCCUUUGAGCCAUGGGUAUUGACAAAGAAAUUAGGAAGAAACAAAUUGCCUUAGAUGAAUCUAUAUUCCAUUUGUAUGGUUUAAAGUUAGUCCAAUAAUUUUAGACACGACCUAUGAACUUGACGGAUUUAGGCUUAACCUUAACGAUUUUUUGGGUACUAAACAGAUAGAUCUGUUAGAUAUUUCAAAAAAUAGAUUGACAUGAACUCGAAUAAAUAUGACAUAAACAUACUAAACAUGUAUCGUAUCAUAAUAUUUUCGUAUUGUGCUUGAGUUAAUAAAAAAAUAUUUUUAGCAAAAAAUAUUUUUGUGUCAAGUCAAUUACGUUGUGUUUUGUAUUUCACAUUUACAAAAAUUCAUAUAAUGCAAUUAAUAUUUUUU
Messenger RNA from Ilex paraguariensis (yerba mate), 2224 nucleotides. The record is from the annotation of a GenBank genome assembly. Lineage: Eukaryota; Viridiplantae; Streptophyta; Magnoliopsida; Aquifoliales; Aquifoliaceae.